UCGCAAACUUCAUUCAAACGGGAUUUUUCUCUCUGACAGUCACAGACGACCAUCGCGAGCGCGACGAAGUAAACACGAUUUUCGCCAGUAAAAAGCAUAAUUUCAGCACAAAAUCGGUUGGGAAAAGUCGAAAUUUUUCGUGAAUCGAAUAGUGCGCGUUGUGCGUGAACCGUUUCGCGUUCUUUCCGCCGUGGAAUCGAUUGGGGAGGUGUGAUUUCUCGAGUGCAAAGUCCAAGACGAAGAAAACAUCGAUUUCACCACGCGCGAUUGCAUAAACACUUUUGCCUGGUGGAAUUUUGUCCGGAACGAGCAAGAGAACCUUUGGCCGUUCCGACGGCCGGAAGAGGAUCGUGGACCGAUGCGGCUGCAACCAUGUUGCGAGAACUGAUCGCCUGGGUGUUGAACAACUACCUCGGGAAGUACGUCGAGAAUCUGAACACGGCCCAGCUGACUAUUGCGUUGCUGUCUGGUCAAGUCGAGCUCGAAAAUCUCCCCCUGCGCAAGGAUGCCCUGCGAAGUUUGGGUCUGCCGCUGCAGAUCGUCAGCGGCACCAUCGGCAAGGUCAAACUGACCGUUCCGGUGCGACAGUUCCGGACCGCGUCCUGGUGCUUGAACAUCGACAACGUGAACGUGGUGUGCGGCCCCAUUGACCUGAACGAGUGGAACGCCGACUUGGAGCAGCAAACCGAGCUGGACUUCAAGGUGGCCUCGCUGGACCGGUUGGAGGCAAAGUGGCGGGCCCAGCGGGAGACUCCCGUUACGGAGGGAAGUUAUUACGCGUCGUCGUACUCGGGAUGGCUGAGCUACGGGACGUCGCUGGUGACGAAUAUUGUUGAGAAUUUGCAGCUGAAGGUGAACGGGAUUCACGUGCGGUACGAGGAUGGGUUGACGAUUCCGAACCAGCGGUUUGCGUGUGGAGUUCACAUUGAGGCGUUGUCGGCGCAGAGUUGCGACGCGAACUGGGUACCAGGGCAGACGUCCAAUUGGAGCCAACAGCAGGUCACGUUCAAGCUGGUCGAGCUGACGAACUUUGCGUUCUACUGGGAUCCGCUGGCCCAGGGCGAACAGGUGUACGUAAUUAAUCCAAUCAGCGCCAAGGCCCAGCUGAAGCGCGACCGGAGUGAAACGCCGCUGCGGACGCGGAGUCGACCCCGGCUGGUGUGCGAUUUGAUAUGGGACGAAAUUAAAAUAAUGCUUAGUGAUAUCCAAUACAAUCAGAUGAUGCAAUGCGUCCGCGGGCUGGACGAUAUCGCCCGGUAUCGUCGGUUUAAGCUGAACCGGCCGAGCUGUACCGUGGGGGAAGAUGCGCGGGCCUGGUGGCGAUACGCCGUCCGAUGUCACGGCCUUUUGCGGCACUCGCACGCGGAUCCGUUUGUGAUUGCCAGCGAAAACGUGCGCUACAUUGCGGUUUACAGCCGGAUAUUGGCGAACCCGAACGAGGUGUUGACAAGCGAGAGCAAGAACUUUAAGGAUCGAAUCGAGCGGGAGCGGGACUUUGACGAGUUGAAGCUGCUGCGCGAAGUGUGCAUGAUGGGGAUGCCGUCGCUGGACAAGACGGCGCCGCCACAGAUGAACCAAGGCAAGAGCAUGUUGGUCCAUUUCUUCCCCCAGUGGUGGGGCUGGUACGGGAAUAGCGGUAGUAAUAAUGUAGAAGGGACUUCGGAGGGGACUCCGACGCAGGAAGAUAUGCCACAGGAUGGGGGGCAGUUGGUUGAGCGGGAGAGCUGGGUUCAGGAUCAGGACCUGAGUCCGGUGAGCAGCUUCGAGGAUGAGAUUUUGAACGCGCUGGCCGAUUCGGUUGAUACGAACUCGUUGCUGAAGCGAGACGCCGUUUUUGGGCGGUUCAACUUUGUUUUGAGACGCGGCACGAUGGACUUUUGCAGUGCCAUGGAGAUGACGCCAAAGAUGCAGUUUCAGUUUCAAAAUCUGAAGCUGGAUGUGGAGACGAGGCCACGAAGUGGUUCGCACUAUCUUAGCUUAUCGUUGGGAUCGAUUCUGAUCAAGGACCUGCUAACGCCAAACUCGCAAUUUCCGGACCUGGUGAAGCCGCAGGACGAUUUUGCUAGCAAUACCAAAGGAGGAUCGGGGCCGAACCGUUCGCGGAGUUUAUCGCUUCAGCAAACCACGUCGGAACCGAUCUUUGAAGUGCAAUACGAGCGAAAGCCGCUCUCCUACGACACGGACUACCGGCUGAUGGUCAAGUCCCAAUCGCUGGACAUUGUGUACAACACCGUAGCGGUCAAAUGGUUGGCGGAUUUCCUGACCAAACCUCAUCAGCAGUACGACACGCGGCGCAAGCUGGAAGAUAUGAAGACAAAGACCAAAAUGGAACUGAUGCGCAACUGGAAGAACAUCCUCGAAGGUCACCUCAACGCGAGAAAGACCUGGACGCUGGAGUUUGACAUUUUUGCUCCGCAGAUCAUCUUCGUAGACGACGUAGCCGAUCGACAAAAUAGCACGAUCGUAGUGAUUGACUUUGGCCGACUUCAGCUGACCAACGGGGAUAAAUCCUUCCCCGGGACGGUCCCAACUAACCAGCCCACCUCCACGGCUGAUCCGCUGACGGAAAACGACGAAGACGAUGCGUUCAUGACACCGUGCUCUACUCCUCCAGGUUCGGAAGCGAGCACCACCAACUCACCAACGCUAGCGUCCGCCUUCUCCGAACUCCCGGAACUAAACGGAGUCAACGCGGACGCUCUAGACGAAUACGCCCUCUACCAAAAACUGUACGAUCGCUACCACAUCCACCUGACCGACCUGCAAGUCCUCGUAUGCCGGGGAAAAGAACGCUGGAACUUUGCCAGCAACAAGGGAACAUCCACGCUGCACGUCCUCGAUCGCUUCAGCAUAUCACUGCAAGUCGAACGACGAGCCGUUUACACCAGCGAUCCGCAAUAUCCAAGCCUAACCCUGUCGGGAACCCUCCCCAAACUCAACGCACACAUCAACGAGUACAAGGUGCAAUCCGUACUGACCCUCAUCAACCUGCUGACCAAAUCCAAUCCCACCCCAGACGCCCCAGACCCAGCAGAACCCCCGUCAACCAACACGUCCAACACCCUCCAACCUCCGUCCGACGACGAAAGCAUCACCGAAAACAGCUACCGCAAAGAAUCGGCCAACAUCGUCGUGUUCCAGUUCACCAUCGAUCAGCUCUCGCUCGAGGUACAAUCGCGGGGACGAUCCAUCGCCGAACUGCAGGUCUCCGGCGUCAAGGCCGGCUACAGCAAACGACCCGAGGACAUCACGCUGACCCUCUCCGUGCACGGCCUCCUCCUAGCCGACGCGAUGCAAUCGUUUGGACCAGACUUUGAACUGCUCAUCGCAAGUCAUCGCCACGUCGGCAUGGACAGCUUGUCCGGUAGUCUGCGCCAGAGCGAACCCUGCUCCCCGUGCUCACCCGGGUCGCCCGACCCGAACAUGGAGUACCGACGACCCACCAGCCCGCUGACGAUCUCGAAGGCGCUGAACAAUCUGCAAAAAGAGGUCACUAAUUCUCGUACCUGGAAUGCCGCCCAAUUUGGUGAUCUAGAUGCGCUCAUCACCGUCGAGGUCAUCUUCGUCAACAGCGACAAGGUCGGCGACAAUCUGCAGGUCGCCAACAUUCAGUUCAACAACCUGGACAUCAUCGCUAAUCAAGAAACGAUAGUAGAACUGCUAGGAUUCGUCAAGCGGGUGAUCCCUAAAGCCCAACCAAAACCGCCCGAACAAACGGGACCAAUUCCGAGGCCGGACGACAUCCGGGCUUCAACGGGGUCACUGACAUCAACCGUCGCUCCAGACCCAGUUCCCCUAGCAGAAUCAACCAACCCGGUUCGCACCGAAAUCACGUUCGACUUUCAUCGGCUGAAUGUGCUGAUUCUGCGCGCGUUGAUGCGCGACAACUACAUCGUGGGACGCAAGGUCGGCACGUUUACCAUGUCCGAAGCGAAGAUCCACGCGUCGCUCGGGUCAUACGUGACCGUCGAGGGUUCGCUGGGUGGACUGCAAGUGCUGGAUCUGACCCCGGAGGGAAUCAACCACCAGCGGAUUCUGUCCGUUGGUAAGGAUCCGUUGACGGACCCGCCGGACAUUCGACCGGAACCGGACCUGGCGACGGCGCUGGCGCAAGAAGUGUACGGAAUACCGGCGAAGAACGGGCUGGACGACCUGCACGAGGAUCGGCAGGCCCUUUCGUUUUGUGUGUCCAAAGACGUCAACGCGGUCAUCGACGUUCGGGUCAAGAUGGCCUCGGUGUGGUUCAUCCAUUGUGCGCGGUUCAUGCAGGAACUGAGCUGGUGCGCGACCGAGUUCAAGCACUACCUCAAGAACCUGGCUCGAUCGAUCCGCGAGAAGGCGACGGACAUGGCGCUCGGGUUGGUACAAUCCCGGAGUGACUUGACCAGCAGUAGACCGGAAAGCAUCUACAACUCGCCGCGAAGAGCACGGCGAAAUCGUACGGUAUCGCUGUCCAAGACGCAGGAGGUGCUGCUCAACUCGGAGUACACGCUGAAGGUAGACAUUACGCUGGAGACGCCGGUGUUGAUUCUGCCGCGAUCGAGCAGCAGUCCGCAAGUGUUGGUCGCCCAUCUGGGUCGGAUAACGGUAAGCAACACGCAGGAAGUGGACAGUCCCGUAAGUUCGAGCAAGAUCAACCUGACCACGACCGUGUACCACGAUGACAGUCCGGAGGACAAAACGCUGUACAAUCUGAGCGAUUUGGACGGGAUCUUCGAGCCGAUGAACACCGACAACGAGUCCAGCAGAAUUCGCUUUGCCAAGGAGGACUCCAUGGAGUUUAUCGAGAGUGUGGCGACGCAUAACUUCGAUCUGUACAAGAUCGACAUAAAAAACAUCAACCUUUAUUCGCUGGACACGACAAACAGGAAGGGGUUCCGCUUCUCGGCACUUCCGCGUGCGGAGGAAUUUUACUCCUGCAAGGAAAACGCCAUCCCGAUCAUACACGACACGAUCUUCUCGUUGGAGAUAUCACGGGACACGUCCGAGGUUGACAGCGAUGGGUUCAAGAUUUUUGGUUGUGUCGUGAAACCGCUGAGAGUUUCCCUUAAAAGACAACAGUACGAACAGCUGCUUGAAACGGUAGAUAACCUGUUCAAGAUCCCGAAAGAUUUGGUGCGACCUCCCACGGAGUCGUCGUCCCUUAGCCGACUUCCGGAAAUCAUCGAAGAGUCCACGUUUACUGCGUACCCGGACAAGGUCCGCCGCGGUCUCAUGUACCAAAGCAGCUUCGAGGAGCGACCCUCAUCGCUAAAUUUGAAGGUCAACUUUGAACUACCCGCGUUCAUCAUUCAACUCAACGACAACCACAACGAGCCGCAGAUCCAGAUCUCAUUCCGAGACUUUUCGGUUGAGUUCGAAAAACGCAACCUGUACGAGACUCACGUCAAGAUUUCGCUUCGAUCGCUCAUGAUGGAAGAUCUUCUACAACCAGACACCGCGAAGAACCGUUACAUGGUGGUAACCUCGGACAACGACCAGUUCGGACGACCCACAUCUUCAUUUGCAUCACACUCCUGCCCCAACCUGGUCGGUUUGCUGUCCUCCGUUGAAGAAAUGCCAAACUCACUCCCAAACAACCUGGCCGACAAAACCGGCUUCUGCUUCCUGACCGCAAACAAAUCCCUCUGUCCGGACACUCCACCCCCGUCACCAUCGGUCCAAAGACCACACCAACCAACCGACGGCACCGCCGAAACCAACCUAGUCAUCUACACCUCAGUCAUGGUCGAUCCCGCCUGUCCCGCGUUCGCCACCCAGUUCAACUCGAUCCAACAGUCCAGCUCGAUCGACUUCAACAGUCUCGACUUGAUCGUCUCCGUCGAGAGUUGGUUCGUACUACUCAACUUCUUCGGUCUCCUCAACGACGAAGAAUCGUCCAACGCGUCGCACAAAACCUCCUCCGAGCCCGCGUCCCGCGAAAAGGCCCCCUCGUACGGCCACUCCAAGCUGGACAUCUCGGUGCGAUCGCUCUCGCUGGUGCUCGCCAAGCCCAGCUACGAAAUCGCCAAGGCGAACGUCUCCAACGCACAGUUCAUCGUGUCCAAGCGCAGCCACGCCAAACAGGUCGAGGGCAAGCUCGGCUCGAUCACGCUAAGUGAUCUCACGCCGCACGGGUUCAUCUACAGGGAAAAGUUCACGACCACCGGCAACGAGGCGCUGAGCUUUGUCUACACCCGGGACGAGAUGAAGUCGAACGCGCGGAACCUGCAGAAGGAUGCGUUGCUGCGGAUCGAGAUGUCUUCGGUGCGGUUCGUGCACACCAAGCGGUUCAUCGCCGAGAUUCAGCUGUUUUUCAAGGAGUUUUCCCAGCUGCAAACGCCCGUCAUGCGCAAGAUCAAACCCACGGACGCACGGGCCUACCUGAACCAGCGCCCCACCCAGCUCGGGCUGGAAAUCAACGCCGCGGCACCGAUCCUGGUGCUGCCGAUGGCCUUCAACAGCGAGCAGGUGAUCGUGGCCGAUCUGGGCGAGUUCCGGCUGAACAACGAGUUCCGCAUGAGCGGCGACCCGGAAACGAUCAGCGUGUCGAGCAAUCUGGCCGUGCCGGAGGUGCUGGACGUAAUGCACGUGAACCUGUACAAUACGAACAUUUUUGCGGCGAGGCGUGUGGUGAAGCCGGAGGGUCCGCCGGGAGCGGUGCAGUUCGAUGACGCCGCCGUUGACAUGAAGUGCUACUGGCUGGUGAAGCAGGGACCGAGUUUGCUGAAGGAAAAGUGUCACCUGAAGCUGCAGGUCGAACGGAACAUGGACUCGUGGAGCAGUCAUUUAGUUCCGGAUAUCAGUGUGCACGGUACGCUGUCCAAGUUGGAAGCGGUGCUUGAUCUGCAGCAGUACCGGUUGAUUCGGGGAUUUCUCUCGUACAACCUGGGAGAAGCGCUGGAUGAGCUGUACCUGCGCCCGAUGUACAUCCCGCACAGUAGUCUCAGCUUGAACACGGACAGCGAACCGAUCGAGGAGGUUUGGAAGAAUUUAUCAAUUCAUUUGGAGCUGCAGGACGUGUCCGUACGGUUGGAAGCGCUGGACAAUGAUCAGAAGCCAACUCCGCUGGCGUGCAUCAACUUUAUCAAAUCAAAGCUGCUGGUGGACUCACUGAGCGAUGGCGCCCAGGACAUUGAUCUAGUUUCGCAGGAAAUUCUGAUCAAAGAUACGCGCUUUGACAAGCCGCGCUAUCCGCAGGAGAUUCGGAACGUGUUUCCUGACAUUCUACAACCCAUCGUGAGCGAUCCGGGCGAUGGCCAGGUGCAGGCAGAGAUUCACAGUCGUCGGCGCAAGGAUUUGACCAAGUUUACGAUCUUGCUGAACAAUAUGCGCCUGAUGGCGAUUCUGGACUGGUUGGAAAGUGCCAAGGAUUUUAUCCUUCAGCAGGAAGAUCAACCGCAAGCCGGGUUGGAGGUUCCAACGGGACAGCAGGUGAUGUCCGCGGAGCAAAGCAAACGAGCUCCGACUCCUACCGAGGAGAACCGCAUGGAGUUGAAGCUGAACAUUACCGACUCGGAGCUGGUGCUGGUGGAGAAGACGGACCAACGGGACACCAACGCUGUGAUAUUAAAGAGCACAACCGUAGUCUCGUGGCGCCCGUCCGAACCGGCCAAAACCAUGUCCAUCAACCUGAAUAACCUGGAGGUGCUUUCGUGUGUGCUGGGCUCCGAGGACGGAACGGCCCUCUCGAUCAUAGAUCCCGUCACGGUCAACAUGGACCUGCGCCGGGGUGUUCUCGAUAUCCAGAUGCAGCAACAGCUGCUCAUUCGGCUCUCGUACCACGACGUGAAGAUGUUCCAACGUAUGGUGGAGUCGAUCCCCCACCAGACGAAGAACGCCCGCGACAGCAAGCAGGCCAGCCUGGAGGAGGGAAGCACCGGCGGAGUUGAAGCAAGCACAGCCGUUGAGAAGCUGGUUCUGCUUGGGUUCAACCGGAGCGAUUGCUUGAAGGCCCUGGAGAAGUGCAACUACCAGAUCGACGAGGCCGCACUUUGGUUGACGCAAAACUCGGAACCGCAAAAGUACGACGCGGGACAGCCGAAAGGAAACAUGACCAUUGAGGCGAUUGAGCUGAAGGCGCCGUGCAUUUCGAUUUGCGUGAUUGACGAUUGUCGCGACGCGGACGUUCCGUUUGUGGAGCUUUCGUUGAGUAAGUUGGAUCUGCGGCAAGAAAUGGGCCAAUGUACGGCUGUGUUUACCAACGGGAAUGAGCAGGAAGGAAGCACGGCGGUGGAAGCGUUCUCGACGACCUUCGCCGGGUUCAAGGCGGGACGUAUGACGGGAGUGUUUGCUAGUGAUUACUACAAUCGCUCCUUGAGCGGAUGGGAGCCUAUGAUCGAGCCAUGGAAGGUGGAAGCUCAGUGGGGUUACAGUUUGGGUCAAACCGGAGCCUCCAGAAAUAGACUUAAUUUGAAGAUCGAAAGCAACGACACGUUGAGGUUGAAUAUUACCAGCACGCUGAUUGAUCUGUACCAAAUGGUGAAGGCGAACUGGGUUCAGGACUACUACAACUCGAGUGUCAACGCGGCCAACAAAAGUCCGGUAAAUUACCGACGAAGAACUCCUUUCGUUCCGUUCGCAAUCAAGAAUGACACAGGCGUACGAUUGUGGUACAUCACGAUGGUCUCGUCGGACACGUUACGCAGCAGUGCCCUGACCGUCCCGGACACCCAAUGGACUAUGGUAGAUCCCGGAGGAGUCUCGUGCUUCUCUUACGCAACAAAGGGCAAACAGCGCCAUCGUGACACGCACAAAUUUAACCUUCACCAGAUCGGAGUACGCGUCGAAGGAUGGCAGGAGGUGGGACCAGUUUCGGUAGAUCGCGUCGGAACCUACUUCCGACACGCCCGAGCUGACCUCGUUGACGAUUACUCACAAACUCCACGGGCGCGAAUCGUGUUUGCCGUUACGCUGGAAGGUUCCGCCCAAAAGUUGAUCACCGUACGAUCAGCCCUCAAACUCACCAACAAACUGGACAACCCCGUGCUGGUAAAAAUGGAACACCUGUACGGUCACCUGAACAUCCGCAACUGGCCAGACACCAAAACUCAAAUCCUCCACUCGAGCGAAGUUCUCAACAUUCCACUGACCCACGUGCACGCGAUCCUCUACUUCCGACCGCUACCGUCGAACGUAACACUGCUGGAAGACGUUACCACCGGCAGUGCCAACCAAUCCCGCUCGGAAGAGAUGAGCAACUCCAGCGACGGUUGGACGCUGCUCCAAAAGUUCGAGGUCCACAAGUCGUUCAACAACAACAAUGGAUUCCAGUUCACCGACAAGGGUAUUCGAUGGAACGAAGCGCACGAAACGGGAGAGAUCUACCAGGAGUUGCGCACCUGCAGAGGUCUACGGGAAAGGUCCUACAAAAUGCUCGUUUCCGUGCGGAAGGAAGCGUAUCCAGCGAAAGACUUGGUCCUUCUGCCGGGACACGUGAUCACGCUGUGGCCACCACUUCGUGUCCACAACUUGCUUCCGUGCGACCUCCUCUACAAGCUACCCUCGGGCACUCAAGGACGAAUAUCGUCGUCGGAAACGGCCAAGAUCAACGAAGUCGACAUGGAGCAACCGGUUACGAUCACCAUCACCCUGGACAGCUACCCGGAAUCCGGUCAAAUCAGCAUCCCCGCAGGCUUUUACGGAUCCACCGAACUGGACGUGCGACUCUUCGACACCAAAGCUCGAAUGCUAAAACUGAAGGCGUUCAUCCUGAUCGUGAAAGGUCGUGGCAUCCAGAUAUCGAUCAGUGCCCCGUUCUGGAUGGUCAACCGAACUGGACUUCCGCUCGUAUUCCGGCAGGACGAUCUGGACGGUGAAAGUGCGGGUCAGUUUUCCGAAAACGAACAAGCCCGCAUGGUUUCACCGUUUAUGUUUGCCUUCUCCGAUCCGUCAAGUUCGGGCUGUGUGACGAUGCGGCUGGGUCGAAGGUUCGGCCACGCAACUAACUGGUGCCAACCGUUCAAGCUGGAGCAAGGUAUCAAGCAUCGACAGCUGGUCGGUGGCAACGAGUCGUUCAUCAUCGGAAUUGAGGUGCGGAGGGCAAGAGGUCGCUAUAACCAGACAUCGAUCGUGACGUUUUCACCGCGAUAUCAACUCUACAACCGCAGCUCGUACAAGCUGCAGGUGCUGCAAAAGUGCUUCACCGGAACGGUGUACGAUCCGGCUGCCAAGUCAGCCUUCAUGGAGGCCGUUCCCGGGUGUCACAUUGCGUUCCAUUGGCCACGGCUGGACAAGGAUCAUGAGUUGUGCGUUCGGUUACCCGAGGUUCCGGAAUGCCUCUGGUCAGCUGGAAUACCCAUCUACGAAACGCAGAGCUUAUACAUAAACAUCCGCACGGUCAACGGUGCGAUGAACUUUCUCCGACUGGAAACCCUGCUGCAAGGCGCCACGUACUUUAUGAUAUUCAGCGACGCACAAUCGCUUCCGCCGCCAAUCCGGCUGGACAACUACUCAGAAGUGCCGAUCAAGUUCCACCAGCCAGCGUUACGUAAUCAGUUCAAAUCAUCCGUACGACCGCGUAGCUCGAUCGCGUACGUGCUGGACGACCCCCUCGGGAACAAGUACCUGCAGCUGGAAGCACCCGGCGGUGAUUUUGAGAACUGUUCGCUCAACGGGUUCGAGAACUUCCGGUUGACCUACGAAAACUUCAUCUACAUUGCGUUCAGCCAGACGUUUGAGGCCACUCCGUCGUUCGAGUUUGGAUCGGCUGCCAGCGACCUGGACGUCAAGUCCCAGCAGCUGGUGCUCGGAGUGGUGGACAAUCGGGUUGUGUUGGUUCGCAAGCAAGCUGGCGAUCGAUCGCAACUGUGGCGCAUGAAUCAUGAAAAGCAACUCGAGCACGAAGGAUCAUCACCGCCGAGCGAGCCGGGCAAGAAACAGGCCCGAUUUGUGCUGGAUCUAGAUCGACCGCCACAGCCAAUGCAGUUUAUCAAUCUGGUCGUGCGACCUGCCAAUCGGCAACGCAAAUCAACGCAGACAUGGCGCUUCACCGAGGAAGGUCGACUUAUGUGUGAACAUUCGAACAUGUGCGUCCAGGCUCGUGGAGGCAUCUUCGGUCUGCAGUCGGGAACGGAAGCCGUGCUUGGAAUGUGUGUCUCGGAGACGAAAACCUUGAACCGGUUCGGCGUGCCGUACGAUCAAGCGAUCGAGCGACAGAAGCUGCGACCUGGAUCGGGUUGUCUCUCGGUAAGCUAUCGCAUGGACGGUCCGAUCAAGUGCGUACAGAUCAAGGACGUGAAGAACCUGACGGGUGGACCACUGGCGCUGGAUUCGUCGUGGAAGCACGUGUCGCACAUCUUGAACGAUCAAUCAGGUCGCAAGUCCGUUGACGAGCAGAGUCUGCUACACGCACAGGAGAAGCACGAGUACUACGUGGUGUUGAAGCUGAGAAAGGGUAUUGGGUUGUCGCUGAUUUCGAAUCAACCCUGCGAGGAGCUUGCGUACGUAAUCUUGGAGGACAUCAACAUGGAGCUCAUCUCAACGCCUUCGGUACUUUCGCUCGACUUUAGUGUCGGAGACAUGCAGAUCGACAAUCAACUGUUUGAAACCACCUGCCCAAUUACGCUGUACACUUUGAGUCCGGCUUCGGCGAGCGAUUCUCCCAAUCGAACUGGUUUAUCUUCGCUGCAACUCAACGUCAAGCUUCUUCCUAGUCCCAAUACCAACGCGAUCAUCUUUGAACACUUUAUCCUCAGUAUACGACCCGUUGCGGUCUAUCUGGAGGAGCGACUAAUUCUUCGCCUGAUUAAGUUUACCGGUUUGGCCAAACCUAACGCAGAUCCAACGGCGCUUCCCGACGAGUCGGACUACGAGGCGCAGAAGAUCGUGUACAAGGUGCUGGACACCAACGUCAAGCGGUAUUACUUUGGUGAUCUGCAGAUCGUGCCGAGCCAGAUUCGGCUGAGUUUCAUAACCGCAUCGAAGCUAUCGCCAGAAUUCAACGACAUUAAGCGGAACCUUGGUUUUACGUUCAUCAAGUUCGAGGACGCGAUCAUCAACUUUGAAAAAUUUACUCACAAAUAUCACUUUGAGACGAUGGACGCGUACUUGAAUGCCAUCAAGUCACACUACAAACAGGAGUUGAAGUGGCAGGCCGCGUCCAUCCUGGGAUCGGUAGACUUUCUGGGGAAUCCACUUGGAUUUGCGAACGAUCUUACCGAAGGCGUAUCCGGACUGCUGUUGGAAGGAUCUAUUUCGUCGCUGGUGAAGAACGUCACGCACGGAAUUUCCAACUCGACCGCGAAGCUAACGGAAACCAUUUCCGACGGGCUGGGCAAGGUCGUGUUUGAUGACGAGCACGUCGAGGCACGUCAGAAGAUCUUAGACGUGUCUGGAGGUAGUGGCAGCACCACUGGCGAUCAUCUGGUGGCAGGGUUCAAGGGAUUCACCUUUGGACUGCUGGGAGGAGUGACCAGCGUCGUUAAGCACACGUACCACGGAACGGUUAAUGACGGGUUCUCCGGGUUUAUUACCGGACUUGGAAAAGGUCUUGUAGGAACGGUUACGAAGCCCGUCAUCGGGAUGCUUGACCUGGCAUCGGAAACGGCAAACGCCGUGCGAGAGCAAAGCAAAAGUUCUAGUCGAAUUCUACCCGAACGGAAAAGGCAUCCGCGGGUCGUAACCGGAGCACCCGGUGGUCUGUUGCCACCGUACUCAAACCUACAAAGCAAAGGCCAGCAGUACCUGUUCCUGAUCAACAAGCGCAACUUUAGUGAACACUUUAUGGCAUACGAACCAUGCCUGUUGGAUACCAAAGAAUCAAAAAUGCGUCUGCUCGUGUCCGCCGAGAACGUGUGGGGCUUCUCCAAAAAUGACGACACAACGACGAUCGUGUUUCACUACCGGCUUAGCGAGAUCAUCUCCUGCCAUCCGGUGGUGAUUCCGCCGACCGAUCGCUCCACCGGUGCUACCGAACACAGCUCGCGCAGCAAGAUGACCACGUACAUCGAGUUCUGCUUGGCACUCCCUUCGAAAUCGCUCACGCCGAGCGCACCGGAAAUGGUCAAGCGACCACGUGUUCGCUGCCAAAACGAGGAAAUCGCCCGCAAAAUUUGUCAUCACAUCAACUUCGCCAAGUGCAUCCACGACGAACGUGAGCAAACGCUCACAAACACCCUUAUUGAGUCGUGAAAUCGUGAAUCUUUGUUUCGUCCCCAGGCCGAACCAUCGUCAUCCUUCGUUUGUGGUAGAAGUAGAUGGGCACGGCACCGGAACUGAAGUGUGCGCACGCAACCGUUGCGCACUGUACUGCAAUUAGACGUUAGCGUUUGCAAGGAACAAAAGGCAUUAAUGAAAAGGGGUUUAUUAUCUUUUCGUGCUUCUUUUGGAGCACGAUGUUGAAGGUUUUUAUCGGGGAGAAAUGGGGAAGGGGUUAAGGAUAGGGAGGGGAGCGUUAAGGCCGUGUCUAUUUAUUAAUUUAUAGUUUAGCUUUUUUAGUAUGAAAUUAAUAACGAUUUUUAAAAUCCCGAACAAACUCCCUUAUUGUUGGAAUAAAUUAUAUCAAAUGUGA
Molecule: messenger RNA, 13489 nt
Organism: Culex quinquefasciatus (southern house mosquito)
Lineage: Eukaryota; Metazoa; Arthropoda; Insecta; Diptera; Culicidae
Gene: Vps13D
Product: vacuolar protein sorting-associated protein 13D
Exons: 9
Coding region: 373-13110 (4245 amino acids)
Biological process (GO): protein retention in Golgi apparatus; protein targeting to vacuole; mitochondrion organization
Cellular component (GO): extrinsic component of membrane
Molecular function (GO): protein binding
Source: RefSeq, a predicted model, not a curated record